AUGCCAUGUUUAAGUGAAAUUGUGGUCUUUGUUGUGACCUUCACUAUGUUCUUUCUGGGUGCUUGGAUAAAUGGCUUCAUCGUAUUGCUGCACUGUAUCACUUGGGUCAGAAAUAAGAAAAUUUCUUUUUCUGACUUCAUCAUUCUGAAUCUGGCUCUCUCCAGGAUCAUCCUGCAAGGGACACCAGUGGUGGAUAUUGUGUUAAAGAUAUGUUAUCCCCAUUUACGUCACAGAGGUUUAUAUGUGAAAAUUCUAGAUAUUUUCUGGUGGUUUACUAACAACUUAAGCAUCUGCCUGACCACCUGCCUCAGUGUCCUCUACUGCCUGAAGAUUGCCAACUUCUCCAACCAGACCUUCCUCUGGCUCAAGAGGAGGGUUUCUCAUGUGGUUGUCUGUAUUCUUGUGGGGUCUGUGCUCUAUUCCUUCACCAUAUUGUUACUGAUUCUAAAAUACCACGUCUAUUCUACCAUGAAUCAAAUGAUACUCUCAAGAAACCACACUGAAGAAAUCAAAAGAAUAAAAAUGCACUAUUUUCUCUUACAUUUUCUUGGUACUCUCUGGUCAAUCCUUCCACUCUCCUUGUCCCUGGUCUCCUCUGUCCUGCUCAUUCUCUCCCUGGUGAGACAUACCAGGCAGAUGAAAUAUCAUUCCAUUGGCACCAGAGACCUCAGCACCAUGGCCCAUGUGAGAGCCACCAAAGUCAUCCUCUCUUCUUUCAUACUCUUCAUUGGAUACCUCCUCGCCUUCUUUCUUGCCAUGUCUUCUUAUUUAUUUCUAACCAUCAAGAUGUCAGAGAUGAUUGCCUUACUGAUUUUCACAAUUUAUCCCUCUAUUCAAACCUUCACUCUAAUCCUGGAAAAUCAGAAGCUGAAGCAGGCAUUCCUCAGGAUGUUCCAGGUCAAAAAGUGGAGACUAAAAUGUUAG
Molecule: messenger RNA, 924 nt
Organism: Monodelphis domestica (gray short-tailed opossum)
Lineage: Eukaryota; Metazoa; Chordata; Mammalia; Didelphimorphia; Didelphidae
Product: taste receptor type 2 member 3-like
Biological process (GO): detection of chemical stimulus involved in sensory perception of bitter taste; G protein-coupled receptor signaling pathway; sensory perception of taste
Cellular component (GO): membrane
Molecular function (GO): bitter taste receptor activity; G protein-coupled receptor activity
Source: RefSeq, a predicted model, not a curated record